Messenger RNA from Knipowitschia caucasica, 1236 nucleotides. NCBI's taxonomy places the organism in Eukaryota, Metazoa, Chordata, Actinopteri, Gobiiformes, Gobiidae. The record is from the annotation of a GenBank genome assembly.
AUGGCGGCGGCCUUCCGGAGUGUGCUCCGCGCUGUCACUCAGAUAAGACCACCUGCGAUCAGAAUACAACAAUGCAACCUCAGCACAGUUCGAGGGCUGUUCAGACGUCCCUUCAGACCUGUCCCGGUGCUCGUGGUGACUGGAGGAGGCUACUAUGGUUACCAGCAGUACAAGGGAAAACCGGAAGUAGAAGGAGCUGCUCCUGUUUUGGCCACUCCCUCUCAGCUGACUCUGAAGCGCCGUCUGAACACGCUUAGUAGAAGCGCAGCCCCCUGGCGCCGUCGACCUAUGGCGUUCCUCUACUGCACAUUGACCACCAGAGCUUUGCGACCGCUGGCCAAUCGGGUGGCGCUGUACAGAUCAUUUCCCACUCGAGUGAUAUCACGAGUUUGGGGUAAGAUCAACGCUGUAGAUUUGCCCACCUUUUUACGAAAACCCAUCUAUUCGCUCUAUAUCUGGACCUUUGGAGUCAACAUGCAGGAAGCCGCAGUGGAGGACUUGCAUUUUUACAAGAAUUUAGGAGAAUUUUUCAGACGAAGACUUAAACCUGCUGCAAGACCUGUCUGCUCCUCCUCCUGCCUGACGUCUCCAGCAGAUGGCAGAGUGCUACACUUUGGUUCUGUGAAAAACUCAGAGGUGGAGCAGGUCAAAGGUGUCACAUACAGUUUAGAGCAGUUUUUAGGACCACAUAACGGAACUGCCCAAGCCGACAGCUUCGGAGACGGCCUCCUGUCUCAUCCGGAUAACGACCUGUUUCAUGUGGUCAUUUAUUUGGCCCCAGGCGAUUAUCACUGCUUCCACUCACCGGUCGACUGGACGGUGCAGCUGAGGAGACACUUCCCAGGCUCCCUGAUGUCGGUCAGUCCUGGAGUGGCUCAUCGGGUGAAAGAGCUUUUUUGUCUAAAUGAACGAGUGGCUCUGACCGGUCAAUGGGAACAUGGCUUCUUCUCUCUCACCGCUGUUGGGGCGACCAACGUGGGCUCAAUACGCAUCUACUUUGAUCAGGAACUCCAAACAAACACUCCUAGAUACAGAAAAGGCUCGUGUCAUGAGCGCUGCUAUGAGGGGGAGGAGUCCUGUGCCUCUGGGGUGACGUUACAGAAAGGAUCACCUCUGGGUGAGUUUAACCUGGGAUCCACCGUGGUUUUAGUUUUCGAAGCUCCUAAAGACUUCAGCUUCAACCUGAAAACCGGACAGAAGAUCCGAGUCGGUGAGGGGCUGGGUCUGCUUUCCUGA